GUGCAACGAUCGAGCGCGCGUUUCAGUUCGUGCCUGGACGUCGAUCACGACGGUACAAACACUACACGGCACGCAAAGAGCUCCGGGAGAUCUUUCAAGCUUGGGAUUUUAGAGAACAAGGACCAGUUUUGACCCGCCGACGAGCGCAUACUACUAUCAGCAAAAGUAGUAAGAACAAGAAUGGAUUUCAACACGACCAGCAACAUAGGCGAGUCUUUGCAGCUGCAGUUCGAGCAAUUGUACACCUUUCUGGUGGAGGACUUGAGUGAUAAGCGCACGGCCCACUUGCCAUUCCUGCACAGCCCGGCCUGGCCGGUUUCGGUACUCAUCGUAUACUUCCUGCUCGUGUUCUACUGGAUACCAAAGUUCAUGCGCGACCGCAAGCCCUACGAUCUACGCAGGCUGAUGAUGGCAUACAACGUGUUCCAGGUGGCAGUAUGCUACUGCCUCAUACGGCAGCUCAUCCGACACGGAUGGACGUUCCGGUAUCUGUACACGUGCGAGCUAGUUGACUACUCAGACAGCAAGGAUGCGAUAGGGUUCCUGCACGCCAGCUACUUGAACUAUUUGGUAAAGACGGCCGAGUUGAUAGAGACAGUCUUGUUUGCGCUGCGCAAGAAGCGAAACCAGAUUUCCUUUCUGCACGUCUACCACCAUGUGUUCACAUACAUGCUGGCGUGGAUUUUCGCCAAGUACGUUGGAGGAAGUAUGCUCACUUAUACGAUCAUCGUCAACUCGUUGGUGCACAUGUGCAUGUACUCGUACUACCUAUUAGCCGUCAUACCGAAGUAUGUUCCCUUUCAGCUGAGCAAGCUAAAGCGCUACCUCACUGCUCUGCAAAUUAUACAGCUGGUGAGCAUCUUGAUGAACAUCAUGUUUGCUAUGCGAAGCACCUGUGCCGUUCCGCGAACGCACGUUCUACUCUACAUGCCUUACAUGGUGGUGCUGAUAUCGAUGUUCAUUAAUUUCUAUGUAAAGACAUACAGUAGUAAACCGAAAAAGCUCAACGUCUGCUACACUGAUGGUGCUGCUUGGGGUGUUUACAAGAAGGCCAACUGA
This is a messenger RNA of Anopheles nili, 1059 nucleotides long. RefSeq names its product elongation of very long chain fatty acids protein 4-like. Lineage: Eukaryota; Metazoa; Arthropoda; Insecta; Diptera; Culicidae. Gene Ontology annotation, molecular function: fatty acid elongase activity. Gene Ontology annotation, cellular component: endoplasmic reticulum membrane. The coding region runs from base 181 to 1059 and encodes 292 amino acids. Gene Ontology annotation, biological process: very long-chain fatty acid biosynthetic process; fatty acid elongation, polyunsaturated fatty acid; sphingolipid biosynthetic process. The transcript has 4 exons. The record is from RefSeq and is a predicted model, not a curated record.